Molecule: messenger RNA, 1221 nt
Organism: Effrenium voratum
Lineage: Eukaryota; Dinophyceae; Suessiales; Symbiodiniaceae
Source: the annotation of a GenBank genome assembly
AUGACCAGCAUUGUGGACAGUGCUGCCCAUUUCAGGAAGAGAGCACUGGAAGUCGGGCUGACGGCGCCUCAUGUUGACUCGUUGGUGAACUCAGGCGUGGCCAGUUUGGGCGCCUUCGCUUACAGUUUUGGGCAGCCUGGGCAAGCCAUCAACGACAAUGAAUUUUCCGACUGGGUCCGUGCAAAUAUUGAUGUAGGGGCCAACAUCGGAUGUGUGUCUAGUGCAAAGAGGCUUCUCUUCGAAGCUCAGACAAUUUUGCUGGCAUCUCUUAAGGAGUUAGUUACAUCGCCAGACGCGUCGAGUUCGAGGAAGCUUCCGGUUGCAGAACGAGAAGCAAAGAUGCAGGCGUUGAAGCAGAAAUUAUCCGGGGUGUUGGUGUCCGGCACCAUGGACCCUGGUCACACGCUCUUGGAUAGCGUGACGCAGAUGUAUGAGGCAAAUCAGCUGAAGUAUGUUGCACCGGAGAAGUGCGUGAGCAGAACACAUGAGCUUACCCAUGCCAAGCAGCCGACUAAGGUAGUUGAGUUGGAAGCAGAACGGCUUGUGGUGAAGGAGCAAGACAGCGUGCCAGAUGCUCAAGCUGGCAGCGGGUUGUUGCUGCUAGAGGCGCUCAAGCGUCGUGGGUUGGCCUUGGUUUUUGCAGACUGCAUCACGCAUAGCACUCACGAGAAGUACCUCCAGCAAUUGUUCGCCCACCUACACCGAGAUCCCCCUCCAGGUUAUAGCAAAUGUACGUUGCAACAACUGGUGGCGCCAGACAAGGCGGUUUGGACGAAGCUCAUUGAAGAUUGCGUGAAGCCGCGCCGCAACGAAGCCGGCGUGCUGGAGUUGGACACAGCUUUGGCCCACGCCUUGGAAUCCUAUGAAGUCAGCUUUCUGUUGCUACCCAUGGCCAAACAAAAGGAGUUGCCAAAGCGGCCUGAGAAGCGUCAGACCGCGCCCAAAGAGGCAGCUUCCGGGAAAGGCAAGGGAUCACGAUUCCAGCCUUAUGGCAAGGGCAAGGGAUCCGCUGGUAAGAAAGGCAAAAGCAUGGAGAUUCGCGUUCCCAAGGACAUCCGCGACGCCGGUGGGGUCGCAUUUUUGCCUACAGGUGAAGCCAUCUGUUUCAACUACAAUUUGAACGGUUGCGACCAAGCAGCAGAUGGAGCGUCGUGCAGUCGAGGUUUGCACGUUUGUGCCAAGUGCUUCAAGGCGCACGGUUUGGCGAAACACGGCAACUGA